UUGUGACGUCACAGCCGCGCCUCCCUCAGGCACUUAAAGCGACACUCACUCCGCUGUAUCUGUCAGUUCACCAGCGCUUGAAAGCCGCCGAUCCUUGAAUGUGGAGGCGGAAAUGCUGGAGAAGACAGCGCCCCACUCGCUACAAGGAAAGCCCGAGCACGUGUCCAUGUCCGUGAUCUGAUUGGAUACAUCGCCAUGACGUUCCGAGCACUGUGACGUCAUUCACUGGCUCUCAUUUUGGAAGGGAUUCAGUCGGCCAUCGCAGAUACACCAACAGCUUCGCUCUGGGAAGUGGCCGUUCACCUGCUCCGUGUGUGCGAAGAGACUCAUUCAGUUCACCCACCUUGUGAUGCUCCGGUUAAAAACGGACAGGAAUUUGUCUCCAGGAAUCUCAAACACGACACGCCAGUUUUGUUGUCUCUGUCUAGAUAUUUAAGAAGUGGAGCAAGGGAUCCUAUCGACCAUCCUUCCUGCUCAGACUGUGGGGAGGGAUUCACUCGGUCAUUUGACCAACUGGCAAGCCCGGCAUUUUACACAGGAGAAAGGCCGUUCACCUGCUCAGACAGUGGGAAUUGAUUCACUUGGUCAUUUCAACUGAAGGUACAUCAGCAAGUUCACACUGGGCAAGGCCAUUCAUCUGUUCUGUGUGUGAGAGAUUCUGCCGGGCAUCCCACCUGUGGACACACCAGUCAGAUGACACUGGGCAGUGGCUGGUCAUCUGCUCAAUUUCGGGGAAGGGAUUCUCUCAGUCAUCUGACCUAAUGGCACACCAGCGUGUUCACACCAGGGGGCAGCCAUUCACCUGCACAGUCUGCGGGAAGGGAUUCACUCAGUCAUCCCACCUACUGAGUCAUCAGCGAGUUCACACUGGGGAGAGGCCAUUCACCUGCUCAGAAUGUGGGAAGAGAUUCACUCAGUCAUCCACCCUACAGAGUCACCAGCGAGUUCACACUGGGGAGAAGCCAUUCACCUGCUCAGUCUGUGGGAAGGGAUUCACUCAAUCAUCCAACCUACUGAGUCAUCAGCGAGUUCACACUGGGGAGAAGCCAUUCACCUGUUCAGUCUGUGGGAAAGGAUUCACUCAGUCAUCCAACCUACAGAGUCAUCAGCGAGUUCACACUGGGGAGAAGCCGUUCACCUGCUCAGUCUGUGGGAAGGGAUUCACUGAUGCAUCCCACCUACUGAGUCAUCAGCGAGUUCACACUGGGGAGAGGCCAUUCACCUGCUCAGUCUGUGGGAAGGGAUUCACUCAGUCAUCCCACCUGCAAAGUCAUCAGCGAGUUCACACUGGGGAAAAGCCAUUCACCUGCUCAGUCUGUGGGAAAGGAUUCACUCAGUCAUCCAAACUACUGGUCCACCAGCAAUUUCACACUGGGGAGCGGCCAUUCACCUGCUCACCGUGCGGGAAGGGAUUCACUAGCUCAUCUAAACUGAAGGUACAUCAGAGAGUUCACACCGGGGAGAAGCCAUUCACCUGCUCAGUCUGUGGGAAGGGAUUCACUCAGUCAUCCACCCUACAGAAUCAUCAGCGAGUUCACACUGGGGAGAGGCCAUUCACCUGCUCAGAAUGUGGGAAGCGAUUCACUCAGUCAUCCAGCCUACAGAAUCAUCAGCGAGUUCACACUGGGGAGAGGCCGUUCACCUGCUCAGAAUGUGGGAAGGGAUUCAUACUGUCAUUUUACCUACAGAGACACCAGCGAGUUCACACUGGGGAGAGGCCAUUCACCUGCUCAGUCUGUGGGAAGGGAUUCACUCAGUCAUCCAACCUACUGGUACAUCAGCGAGUUCACACUGGGGAGAAGCCAUUCACCUGUUCAGUCUGUGGGAAGCGAUUCACUCAGUCACACCAUCUGCAGAAUCAUCAGCGAGUUCACACUGGGGCGAAGCCGUUCACCUGCUUAGACUGUGGGAUAGGAUUCACUCAGUCAUCACAACUACUGGCACACCAGUCAGUUCACAAUGGGAGGUAGCCGUUGUUAUGAAUCCCUGGGUUUCGUUUGCUGUGGACUGUCAUUUUAAAAGAGAGAGAGAGAGAUUAAGAAGGUGAAUCAGCCUGACUUGCAGCUGGUUUACAUCGUGUGCAGCUUGUUUAGUUUUAACCGAGGACAUAGACACUCAGAGUCAGAUGGAGACGGAGGAAAAAUGGAAGGAUCAAAACCAGGGAACUAGGGGCCAAGUGUCACCGUUUGGAACUUUCCUAUGCCCACAAGGGUGGGUUAAUUAUCGAUUUACCAUACAUCGAAUGUGUGGUUGUCACCUUGUUUGAUCCAUAGGAGUGGAUCGGAUUUGGCGCAUCCUGUGAAGACCACUUAUGUGUUAACCCUUGCCGGCUGUGGUGUGGUUGUUCACUUGAAGACGACACACCUUGUGACAAGUCACUUUCAGUGAUAAUUUGUAUGUGGAUUUGGAGCGAUGACAGAUAAAAUCUACAGUUACUGUUCUCUUGAUUUACCACCAAAGAACCUGUGGAAUUCUACAUAUUUGCGUUUUUUCGCCAUUUACCCUGGAUUACAAAUCUCUCUCUCUCAUCGCCUAUACUGUAGUCGAACUGAACUUUCAUACUUUACCAUCUCAAGACUCUAAGCCUUGUUUCCCCCAAGCUCAAUUGUUUGGGAGUUACAUUUACACACAGUUAUAAACUUAACAUUGUUAACUUCUGUUUAUCUUGUUUAAGUUGCAAUAUUACAAGUAGAUUCUAAUAAGGAUAGAUUUAGCAUCAAAACCAGACUCCAGGUGUAGUCUAUUGCUGCUGGUUUGUUUCUAAAGCAUUAUGGUUCAUAACAAAUUUGGGGCCUGCAUCUGGGAUAUGAACAAAUGUGGGGUCUAUUGAUCGAUUAAAUAUCAAUUUGAUUGGGGAAAUCCCUUUUGACUUAUUUGUGUGUGGAAAUCAGCAGCAAUGGACAUUUAUAAAUUUCUGGAAUCGCCAACCCCUGAGGCAUCAGGAAAAGCCAAAAAGAAUGAAUUACUGACUGUUGCUAAUGGGUUGAAUCUUAAGCAGGUAAGGGGGUGUGAAGGACCAGGGCAAGCAUAAAACUGGGAAAGGAGGUAAAGGAAAACCAAUAGGGAUUUUAUAAAAUAUAGGCAUCCACCCCCUUUUUCAGAGACUGGGAUCCCUGUUUCUACCGGUAAUAAUGUGCAUUUCAAUGUGUUCACUCAGCCCUCGAUUCUCUAAAUGAAAGGGUUAUCCACAUUUGAUCUUUCUUUAUAUGAUGACCCAACCAUUUCAGGGAUCAUUCUAUUGAAACUCCAUUGCACUCUUUAUAACAAAUACUCUCUAACCACUUUGUUAAUCCUCUGUGCAACAAAAUGUGCAUCUUCCGCAGCCCCAUGUUGCCCCAACCACUCACCUCCUGAACCUUUCAUUGGCCCCACUUGCACGUCAACCAUCUGCCGGUGUUUUCCCCCUAAUGUGAAUCCCUCUGCUCACCACCACUGUGGGCUCAGACAUUUCCGCAGAUUUCCACCGGGACAAACAUCCUGUCUGUCCCCUCUCACACCAUUUUUUUUCCUUUCAAUAAAAUCGCUCCUCUCCCUCCCCAAGGAACUGGCAUCAAACCGACAGGCCGAGCGGUCUCCUACCUCUCGACGACACAUUAGCCUUCGGCCGCAGGAGACGCUUCACAAACGCCCCAACUUCCCUUGGAGGGAAAUGGAACUAAAUCAAAAAACGGACAUUUACUCGACUGUGAUGUGGAGUUUGAGGCUGGGGCGAGAGUCGAAAUCAGCGGGGGUAACGCCCUCUGGACUUGUCCACCUCUGCGAACUGGUGGUAACAAGUGAUUGACAUCGCUUUGCACCAGAGGGAAUAGAGCAGCCCCUGAAUCCUCUGUUGACAGCUGUGGGGGAGGGCUGGUCACAUGAUUAUUAGCCCAGCUAUUAAACUGAUAAAGCCCGAGCUCAGCAACACAUGGAUGACGUAAGACGCUGUGCACGUAAGGGCAGAUCCCGGUGUGGGUCGCCCAUGAGUGACGUCAGGCACGAGGGAGGUCUGUGCGACUUCACCUGUGGGGAUGCACUCCCAUUUAAAUGCACCUUAAUGUGCGUUUCUUAUGAUUUCAGAGGGAUAACAACAUUAAUCACGGGUUUCAUUACUGAAUCCACUGUUGUGAGGUGUAAAGUCUCCUGUUAUGUGUCCGGCUGGGCCUUGUUGGUUGGGGGCUAUUGAUCUAUUAAUUAUCUAUUUGAUUGGGCAUAUCCCUUUUGAUUUAUUUGUGUGUGGAAAUCAGCAGCAGUGGAUAUUGAUAAAUUUCUGUAGGUUGGAUGACUGAGUGAAUCCCUUCCCACGUACUUCCUCAUCCAGGUCAUCCACUCUUGGUCGUUCUGGAAUCAUUCUUUGACACUUCUCCGGACCCACUCCAAUACGAACACAUCUUUUGCUCAGAUAAUAAGUCGAUCCCAAUACAGGGAGUGCCAAGCAGACGGGCUGAGUAAGCGGCUGGACCACUCUGGGGACUGCAGAGACUGACCAGGUGCCCAAUAGGAAACUGGCAUGGAGUCAAUGGAAAUAAGGCAAACAAGUAUUGAGGUCAUGGAACCUAUACAGAUAGAAGAGGAGGAGGUGCUUGCUAUCUUGAGGUUAAAACAGGUCCAUUUCAUGAAAUAUAAACAAGAAAUAAAAAGAAACUGGAAUUACCAGAAACACUCAGCAGGUAAGGAACAGCUUACAAUACAAUUCAAUUAAUAACAUUUCAUCAGAAUGACUUCAAACAUUUUCAGUUUUUAGUGCAGAUCUCCAGCACAGCUGCCUGAGUUCCACUGAGUAACAGUGAGGGGGGAUUUCCAAACUCAGGGUCUAUUUCUACUGUUGUAAACACAGAACAGCCCAUUUACUCACAGCCUCUCCCUGUGAGGAUGGAAUGGGAACUCAUCCUCUCCUCAGAUUGUCAGUCAUUGCUUCCAAAGGAACUCCAGAAACAAACAUCUGAUCCCAGACCAGAAAUACUCACUCAACACUUCCCAAUCCCAAACCGCUCGUUCCCCGGGUCCAUUUUACCUGGAUCGAAAACUAUGAUAUUCCAGGACCAAACUCACAGAGUCACACAGCUGAAUCUGCCACUCACCGACACUAAGAGUCUCACACAUUGUCCCCACAUCUCACACUGGGUAGUGCAAUCCGGGAUUUCCCCACAACCAAUGUCCAGCUGCUCAAAAUUUCUGCUUCAUUGCAGGACGAUCAUCCAGCCCCAUCUGCAGAAGCUCAAAACAAAGUCAAGCCAAAACACCAACAGUUCCAUUUGCCUGGAAAGCCGAUCACAGGAUUAGAGCCCAAGCACCAACUCUCCCAGUACUCUUUGCUGCCAGUAAAAUGCUGCACUGUGCCAGUCCAUCACUGAUCAUAAACUAGCACCUCCACACCAAUGCACAACAGAACUGGGACCUGAUGACCCUCCUGCAUUCCAGCUAACAAUAACCGAUACUGGAAAUGACUCAGCGAGGCCAAAGGUACAAAAGAACACUUCACAAUGAAGACAAGGGUUAGAAAAAGUUUGCUGAUAUAUAACAUUGAGGAGGUGGGAUACAAGGCGGACUGAGGAUGACCCAGAUGGUUAAUGUAUAUCACUGAAGCGGGGUUGCAGGGUGUGAGGAGACUGAACAGAGGUUGAACAAGAUGAACAGAUGGAACCAGGUGGGAGAAGGGAUCAAGGACAAUCACUGAUUGUCCUCCAGCAACACAUAGGUACUGAAUGAAUAGUACAUACUAUUGUACAAAAGAUUCUAAAAUGACAGAAUUGGCAAAAAUAACAAGAACUUUGCCAGAUAUACUUUGACCCUCACCAGAUUUUUAUCAACACACCAUAGAAAGUUUCCCAUCCAGACACUUCACGUUUUGCACAGUAACUGCUCCAUCUGUGACUGCGAGGAAAUGCAGAGACCUUUGGAUACAGAGCAGCACAUCACAGACACCAUCCUCCCCCCGAGACUUCCCAGUCCCUCGGUAAAGCAGGCAGUGAAAUCAAAGAUCCCCACAACCUGGGACGUUCUCCUUUAUCACCCACCCCAGUCUGGGAGAAGACCCAACAGCCAUAAAGCUCCAGGACAAAUGUGAGGAGCCUCAGGAAGCGAGGCGAUUUCAGGGAAGUUAAUGGGACUCAGUGGCCAACAUCAGAUUUCCCCAACACAACAUGGAGGAUGCGUGACCACCCACCUGGAGAUUGUGAACAUGCACAAAGAGAUCGUAACAUCUAUGGUUAAAUGGGAGGGGCAAAUGGGAUCACGUGACCAGUGGGGUCUAGCACCCCAGGCAUAGACUCCAGCUUCCCAGCAUUCUGUGAAAAUAAACAGACGCCCCUCACAUCUCCUCUCACCUUAAAUGUGUCAGACAUUUCUAACCCCCAGGAAAAAACAUACCCUCUGUCCACUCUAUCUAUUCCUCUCGUAAUCUUAUAAACGUCCAUCCAGUCUCACCGCAGCCUGCACCGCUUUGGAGAAAACAACACAAGUUUGUCCAGCCUCUCGUUAUAGCUCAUGCCCUCUAAUCCAGGGAGUAUCCUGGUAACCCUCUUCUGUGCCCUCUCCAAAGCCCCGACAUCCUUCCGAGAAUGGGGGUGACCAGAACUGUAUGAAACACUCCAGUUGUGGUCUAACAAGUUUUACAAAGCUGCAACACAACUUCCCGACUUUUGAACUCAAUGCUUCAUCUAAUAAAGCCAACCAUGUCAUUUGCCUUCUUAACCGCCCGAUCAAUCUAUGCAGUCUCUUUCAGGGAGUGAUGAACUUGGAGUCUAAGAUCCCUCUGAUCAUCGACAUUGUUCGGGGUUUUGCAUUUAACAGUGAACUGUCUCAUUCAUUCAGGGGUGCAGUGCUACCAGAGCUCACCGGAGCGCCGCUCCGACACCUCUGGAAAAAAGUCAAAAUAAGCAAGUACGGAAUUUAACAACCCCGGAUAUUAAAUAGAGGGAAUUUUACGGAAGCGGGGGUUGGAAAAUGUUGGCUGGUGGGGAAAAAUACCACUGAUAACAUUAAGAUAUUUGAUCGUUUUUUGUGAAAUCCUGGAGCUGUGACUGCUUUUUAUUUAGGUAUUUGUGAAAUUCCUUCUCCCUCGACCCAUUGUCCUAGGAAGCUGGGAAAUAGCUGGACACGAGUCUGAGCAUUCUUCCGCUCUUUCCAAUGGGUACCAUUGGAUACCAUGAAGGAGCUAUAUUCAGCAAGGAAUGAACA
This is a messenger RNA of Hypanus sabinus (Atlantic stingray), 7158 nucleotides long. RefSeq names its product zinc finger protein 229-like. The transcript has 5 exons. Gene Ontology annotation, biological process: regulation of transcription by RNA polymerase II. Gene Ontology annotation, molecular function: RNA polymerase II cis-regulatory region sequence-specific DNA binding; DNA-binding transcription factor activity, RNA polymerase II-specific. The record is from RefSeq and is a predicted model, not a curated record. Bases 762 to 1970 code for a protein of 402 amino acids. Gene Ontology annotation, cellular component: nucleus. NCBI's taxonomy places the organism in Eukaryota, Metazoa, Chordata, Chondrichthyes, Myliobatiformes, Dasyatidae.